AUGAGAACCUGUCCACGUGGACACCUGGUUUUUGUAGCGGUGGGCGCGUGAAUCGGCGGGAUGCACAAACUCUCUGACCUGUCACGGUCUAACGCUGCUGUCAACUCUUACAGCAGGAAUAUGACAGACAUUUAUAUGUAAGAAGUGGUUUACAUCUGAUACCAUGGCCAGUACAAGAACUCGAAGGAUUUGUCAUGUUGUGGAGGAUCAUACAAAGUGUUCAGGCUAUGAAUGCAUGGAGCUGAAAUGUCCCAGAAAGUCAUUACAGAAGAUUAAGUGGUCCAGGGAUGAGGACGAGAAGUUGAAAAGGUUGGUUGAGCAAUACGGUGCAGAUGAUUGGAUAUUUAUAGCCAACCAUUUCAAGAAAAGAACAGAUGUGCAAUGUCAACAUCGAUGGCAAAAGGUGCUUAACCCUGAGCUGGUAAAAGGGCCAUGGACAAAGGAGGAGGAUGAGAGGGUUAUUCAUUUAGUUCAUAGGUAUGGUCCUAAACGUUGGUCCAUCAUUGCCAAACACUUACAUGGAAGAAUCGGCAAGCAAUGUCGUGAGCGCUGGCACAACCACCUCAACCCUGAUGUAAAGAAGUCCUCCUGGACACAUGAGGAAGACAGGGUCAUCUACGAAGCCCACAAACGAUUAGGCAAUCGCUGGGCAGAGAUCUCCAAACUCCUGCCUGGCCGAACAGACAACUCCAUAAAGAACCACUGGAACUCCACCAUGCGGAGGAAGGUGGAGCAUGAGGGCUACCUCCAGGACCUGCCUCCCACUCAUGCCUGUAAGAGCACCAAGCCCCCCAUCAAGAGAAGACCCAAGAUCUGCAGCUCCUCUUUGGACCACCUGCAGGUCCAAGGCCACUACAUUAUGACUAUCCCCUCCAAGAUGUCUGGCUACUCUCUUGGCUUGUUGGACGCCCAGUAUGUGGACAAUAUCCCAGAGUCCUCUGUCUUUGUCCAGCACACGGAUGGCUGUUCUAGCUGGCCCAGCAGCAGUGUGACAGACGACGGCAUGACCAACAGCGCCCUGGGCAGCAUGGGGGACCAGAGCAUGGAGAACCUCCACCCCCCGUACCAUCUCCACCUCCACAGUAUGGAAGGCCACCACCAUCACUGCCCCUCCUCCUCCGUUUGCACCCACAGCUCACCGGCCAGGUACCUGUUUGUGGAAGCCAGCACCGUGCUCUCCUCCCUCCAGACCAUCCCGGAGUUUGCCGAGACACUGGAUCUUAUUGAUUUGGACCCAGUGGCUUGGAGUGAGGUGGCCAGCUUGAGUUUGAAUGAAAUGACCUCGCCCCAGAAACAGGAAACCACACCUUUAAGUGCGGAGGACAAAGAGGAAGAGGACGCUAGCUACCAUUUUGAUGAAGAUUCCGCCGUGUCAGACCCGAGCAGAAACUACCUGGAAGGGAUGCCUGUAUCACCGCCUACAGCCCCUUUCAUCCCAAGGGCGAGGGAAAGGAGAGUGGAGAGGUGGGGGGAGCAGUCCCUCAUCAGCGAGUGUGACAGCACCUCCUUUUUGGACAACAGUGCCCUCUCACCCAAGAGCCCCCCCGUCAAAGUGCUGCCCUUCUCCCCCUCCCAGUUUUUCAAUGUGUGUGAAGGGGACAAUCUGAGUCUGGACUAUCCAGCACUUACCUCGACGCCUGUGUGUGGUCACAAUCGUGACAGCGCCACAACACCACUCCAGAACAAUGCAACCUCUAAACACCAGCAUGAGAGCACUGAAUUUAGGACUCCCAAGGUACGGAAAGCCAUCAUGCUCCCCAGACCACAGACUCCGACACCCUUCAAGAAUUCCAUGACCAUGCAAAAUAAUACAGAGGGCCCUUUGAAAAUGAUGCCCCAGUCAUUUGCAUAUCUGGAAGAGGAUAUGAAAGAGAUAUUGAAAGAUGAGUUAGGGAUGGACAUACAACUUUAUGAAGACUCCCAGACUGAAGACCUCAACACCUGGAAAUAUGAGGACUAUGCGUCUAACAAAAGAGCAGUAAAAGCCCUGACUCUGGAGCCCUGGAAUAAGGAGAACCCCAGUGCUCAUCUCUUAACCAAAGAACACUUCAGCAACAUACAGAUUCAUGGGGAGAGCUUACUAAACGGUGCCCCACUGGGAGGCUCCAUGUUGGGCUGUGAACAGCUGGCGUUCUCCCCUGUAGUGGAGAGACAGGAGCCCUGUCAGGCCUUCACUGUUGCCCUCAGGAGGGAGGGCCCUAAUGAUAGUCCUGCCCCCCUCAAGCACUCUCAGCAAACACACUACCCGGUCAGCAGUGAGUGGGAGACAGUGGUGUUUGGUAAGACUGAUGACCAGAUGACCAUGACAGAGCAGGCCAGGAUGUACAUCCACUCCCAUACCCCUGGCUGUGCCUACAGGACCCUGGUACUCUGACGAGCCAUCAGCCAGGAGCUUAUAUCUAUCCAUACUAUGGAUUUACACCAAGCACAUUCCAAAUUAGCAAUGUCUUAACAGCAAGUUUUUAAAGUUCUUCUUGUUAUCAAAAUUCAAUACAAAAUCCAUUAAGGAGAAAGUGUUGCAAUUAUUAGUUUACGUUAACAAUGAGCAGUCAUAUUUGUUUCUGCAGAGGGGGUAAUCUCUUAACAAAGUCCUUUUUUUCUGUAUGUUAAAGAAAAAAUCAGCCUUGUACAAGACUGCACCUGGAUACUACUUCCACAAAGGUGUUUUAUGUUUUUACAUUUUUCAUGUGCUAUUGAAAGCCAUAAUCUGGAGUUAAACAUACCUCACUGCUAGCAUAGCGAGCGUGAAACUAUCUGGGUGUUAUUGAGGGGUGUUGGUAUUAUUGUUCUAAUGCAUGUGUCUGGUGUUGAUGCACUGCUACCUAGAGCCCAACUCUGGAUUAUGGCUUAAUAUUACAUGUAGAUAUUUGAGGAUGUUCAUGCUGUUUUCUGCCUAUCUAAAAUCCCACGGUAUGUGAUGUCUCAGGUAUGACUUUCAAACAACUUUGACUUACCUUAAAGAAUCAACUUCAGAAUCAUGAUUGAGGCUGAUAUAUUGUUUUACUAUAUUCAGAAAUUUUUAUUUGAAUGUUUUUUAAAACUUUAUUAGUAUGUUUUUGUUAAUGAAACUAUUCUAAUUCCUCCUUAAUUGGGCAACUCAAAGUAAACCCAGAAAAAUAAUUGGAUAACAAAAUGGUCCUUUUGUAAAUCAAGCUUUUUGGUUGUAAAGUUUACAGCAUGUACACACUGGGUGUCUAUAGUGAAGCAAAGGGCAGCAGGAGUACCAAAUUGGUUGUUAAAAAACAAUCUGAUAAAAACAAAAAACAUGUUACAUAUAAAACUGCAUGUGAAAUAUUUUCAUUUCUUAUUUAAUUUUACUCAAUGUUGGCAGUGUAAUGUAUAUAAGUUAAAGCUCUUAUUUUCAAAGAGUUCAUUUUUAUUGGGUAGGUAAGGUAGACUGAUGUUUUUUUUUUUUUUAAAGCUAUAGCGUUUUAAAUGUGCAUUUCUAAUCACCUUAAAACAUAAAAAGCUGAUAAAUGUCACAGGUAGUUUGUGUACUAUUACAAUCCUUUACAAUACAAUUACAAUACAUUGAUAGGUUUAUCAUCCUUUGUUAAAAUAGGUACUACAUAACACUAAAUAUCAAGAGGGACAUUUUAUACACAAAUGUGUUUUGUGUAUGUAACUCCCAUCUGAUUAGUUCAUUUUUAUCUUUUUAUCAGUUUUAACAAUCAGAAAUGUGAUUUGUUCUUUGUUAGACUUCAAAUUCUAGGUGCUACGAAAAUGCUAUAAAAAACAUGCACUUGGUUUCUUGCUUUUAUAAAUGGGGUAACAAUUUGCAUUGUAUCUACAUUUUUGGUUAGAACUGCCAACUUGCAGUUAGUUUGAAUAAAAUACUGAAACUAUUUUUGUUUAUCUUGUGUUGUACUGUAGCUGAACAAACUCCAAUUCAACAAGUGAAAAAAUUAAUACAUUAAUACAUUUUAUAUAAAAAUAGGUACAACCAUCACAA
Messenger RNA from Osmerus eperlanus (European smelt), 3952 nucleotides. RefSeq names its product myb-related protein A-like. NCBI's taxonomy places the organism in Eukaryota, Metazoa, Chordata, Actinopteri, Osmeriformes, Osmeridae. The record is from RefSeq and is a predicted model, not a curated record. Gene Ontology annotation, biological process: regulation of DNA-templated transcription. Gene Ontology annotation, cellular component: nucleus. The transcript is spliced from 16 exons. The coding region runs from base 164 to 2374 and encodes 736 amino acids. Gene Ontology annotation, molecular function: RNA polymerase II cis-regulatory region sequence-specific DNA binding; DNA-binding transcription factor activity, RNA polymerase II-specific.